Camarhynchus parvulus is the source of this 348-nucleotide messenger RNA. RefSeq names its product forkhead box protein P3-like. The transcript is spliced from 4 exons. The record is from RefSeq and is a predicted model, not a curated record. Gene Ontology annotation, molecular function: RNA polymerase II cis-regulatory region sequence-specific DNA binding; DNA-binding transcription repressor activity, RNA polymerase II-specific. Gene Ontology annotation, biological process: regulation of transcription by RNA polymerase II. Bases 1 to 285 code for a protein of 94 amino acids. NCBI's taxonomy places the organism in Eukaryota, Metazoa, Chordata, Aves, Passeriformes, Thraupidae. Gene Ontology annotation, cellular component: nucleus.
AUGUCCCCAGAUGUCCCCAAUGCCAUCCUGGAGUCGCCGCAGCGGCAGCGCCCCCUGGCGGAGAUUUACCAUUGGUUCAGCCGCAGGUUCGGCUUCUUCCGCCACAACACGCGCACCUGGAAGAACGCCGUGCGUCACAACCUGAGCCUGCACAAAUGCUUCGUGCGGGUCGAGGCCGCCCGUGGCGCUGUCUGGACCGUGGACGAGGCUGAAUUCCGGCGUAAACGGGGCCAGCGUUACCCCAGGGACUGCGAGCUCAAGUAUUUCAUGGCACCCCGGAGCUGAUGGGGAACCCCAAAACCACCUCAAAGCGACCUCAAACCACCCCAAAAUCACCCCAAAACCACC